This is a messenger RNA of Coregonus sp. 'balchen', 1619 nucleotides long. Lineage: Eukaryota; Metazoa; Chordata; Actinopteri; Salmoniformes; Salmonidae. The record is from the annotation of a GenBank genome assembly.
AUGAAGGAUAUUUCAGUACAGUUUUUCUUAUUGGGGGUACAACAUUUGAAUAGUCUGGAGAAUGAUGUCAAGAACAUGUAUGGUAAGUUGAUGUUUUUUCUUCUCCUAAACCACAUGUACUGUUUGUAGUUGAUCAUCUUAACAACAAGAUAAUCUAUUCACGAAUGUGAUAUUUAUACAAGAUCAAACUUGUGUGUUUUGAUAAACAGUUAUGUUGUGAAAGGACUAGUGAUGGAAAAAGUACCCAAUUGUCAUACUUGAUUAAAAGUAAAGAUACCUUAAUAAAAAAUGACUCAAGUAAAAGUAAAAGUCACCCAGUAAAAUAAUACUUGAGUAAAAGUCUAAAAGUAUUUGGUUUUAAAUAUACUUAAGUAUAAAAAGUAAAUGUAAUUGCUAAAAUUACUUAAGUAUCAAAAGUAAAAGUAUAAAUCAUUUCAAAUUCCUUAUAUUAAGCAAACCAGAUGGCACCAUAUAUAUAUAUAUAUAUAUAUAUAUAUAUAUAUAUAUAUAUAUAUAUAUAUAUAUAUAUUAUUAUUAUUUUAUUAUUUUAUUUUUUACGGAUAGCCAGGGGCUCACUCAGACAUCAUUUACAAACGAAGCAUGUGUGUUUAGUGAGUCGGCCAGAUCAGAGGCAGUAGGGAUGACCAGGGAUGUUCUCUUGAUAAGUGCGUUAAUUUGACCAUUUUCCUGUCCUGCUAAGCAUUCAAAAUGUAACAAAUACUUUUGGGUGUCAGGGAAAAUGUAUGGAGUAAAAAGUACAUUAUUUUCAUUAGGAAUGUAGUGAAGUAAAAGUAAUCAAAAAUAUAAAUAGUAAAGUAGAAUACAAAUAGCCCAAAUAACUACAUAAGUAGUACUUUAAAGUAUUUUUACUUAAGUACUUUACACCACUGGAAAGGACCCAUGUUUAAUUCUCUUGUUUCAGGUUGGUUCCGUCAACUCUUAGUGAAACCUAAAAAAGAGUAUCCACAGAGCAGCUCCUCUCCACAUGUACCGGUCAGGGCCCCAUCCCCUUCUGUUGAUGGUGCCUCAUCAUUGGCUCCCACUUCCACUCCUAACCCACCACCACCCUUUCUGAGUUCCAUGAUUCGUUGGAGCCAGACCUACGACUUGUGUGUGUGCCAUAGCCCUGUGGACAUCGAAGAAGCCAUCCAUCUGGCCUCAUAUCUGGAGAACCCGGCAUGUGGCCUGCGCUGUUUCCUGCGGCAACGUGACGCCAGCGUGGGGGGUGCCAUCACCACCGAGCUAUGCCAGGCUGUGCAGAGCAGCCAUUGCUGGGCCUUUCUCAUCACCCCCAACUUCCUGCUGGAUGACUGGUGCCAGUACAUGAUGCACCAGGCGCUGUCUGAGGGGCCCAUGUCCAACCGGAUCAUUCCCCUGGUCCUCAACCUGUCUUACUCUCAGUACCCAAAGGAGCUACGCUUUUACUACUACAAAGACCUGAGCAAGAACCCAGAGCGAGGCUACACACAGGUGUACAAGACAGUGCUGAAGUGUGAGUAGUAAAAGUCUGGUACAGACUUCCUUUGCAAUUCUUCAGCUAUUAUGAGUCUGUGUGGUUGUUGACAAAGAGUAAUCUGUCAACAACAACUAAAGACAUGUUCAAAUCUAUGGCUGAAUAA